AUGCAACAGCUCCCGUUACUACAUGCCAUCGCUCAGGUGUCCGUUCUAGGAGCGCUUUACAAAUGGGGCAUCGAGCGGUUCAUGGACAAGGACCUUGAUGUUCGUGUGCAGCAUGGCAUCGCGGCUUGCUGCAAGGCAGUCAUGAUUCAGCAUGCACAAGUUGCAAAUUACGCACUGUCUGAAAGGCUUGGAGCCCAAGGCCUCUUCAAAUAUAACCAGCUGUCCAACUUUUAUAGCAAGAUGAGGGGAGUUAGCAUCGCUGAAGGUGACAUUUUAGGACUUUCCAUGUAUACCCUGGCACAAACGUACAAGUUACCUCUCUCGACACACCCAGAUGGACCCCUUGCAAUGCACGAAAUCUCGUUAUUUGACGAGGCAACAGAGACAGUUUCCUCCUCAUCCGACUUCACGCAAGCGUUCAUGCAAUAUGUGCAGCUGCGCUGUCAGCUGAUGGUCGAAUCCAUGGGACACUGCAUGGCCUAUGACGCCACUGUCGACCAAGGGGUCUCCCAAUGUCUUGUCGAUCUGUAUCUCAUCAAUGCGAUCAAGACAGAUGCUGUGUGGUAUGUAGAACGCGGCAUGUUUACACGGAAGGCUAUUGUGCAUAUGGAGGACGUUGCAUUGACAGCAGCUUUGCCUCGCCUGGACAAGUUGCUCGCUGCGAUGGAGGUUGAGCCAUAUGUGUCGUCACCCAUCAUAUCAGAUAAGUGCUGGGAGGAAUUCACCGAGAUGUUACCUGUCUAUAGCUCCCCUCAAGUUGAGGUGCCAGCACAAUUGACUUUGGUUUUGGAGCAAGCUUGA
This is a messenger RNA of Suillus plorans, 801 nucleotides long. RefSeq lists its product as uncharacterized. Bases 1 to 801 code for a protein of 266 amino acids. The transcript is spliced from 4 exons. Lineage: Eukaryota; Fungi; Basidiomycota; Agaricomycetes; Boletales; Suillaceae. Gene Ontology annotation, molecular function: oxidoreductase activity, acting on the CH-CH group of donors. The record is from RefSeq and is a predicted model, not a curated record.